Nematocida ausubeli is the source of this 279-nucleotide messenger RNA. RefSeq lists its product as uncharacterized. The record is from RefSeq and is a predicted model, not a curated record. The transcript has a single exon. The coding region runs from base 1 to 279 and encodes 92 amino acids. NCBI's taxonomy places the organism in Eukaryota, Fungi, Microsporidia.
AUGUCUCCUAUUGCAUUUCGGAUUUUCAAUGUAUCCCAGAAGACUCUACUACUCACACGUACUGCUAUGUGGGGUUUUAAUAAUAAAACAUUUUUAGCAGUUGCAUGUGCUAAUAGGCUCACAAAGCAUUUUCAAGUGGGUUAUUUAGUCUGCAAUUGCUACUGCUUCUGGCUUAGGCGGUUCCUUUCAUGUAUUUUUUCUAGUGCAUUUACAGAUGCACAUUUGCUCCAUAGCACUCUUCUGUACUGUAAUAUGCAUGCAUGGAAAGUCUACAGUUAA